ACAUGAGAUAUACAGUUAAUUGGGUUGGAAGCAUUUUUAAUCAAUCCAGAAAGAAUGGCAGCCCUAAGUAUCUAUCAACACACUGCACUCGUUUCUGCAACUUCAAGAAAUGUAUGUAUUGACUCUGUCUCUCCCUCUUCUUUGAAACCAUCGUCAAGAUUCUAUCAAAACAAUCUAAAGAUUCAAUCUUUUCCUAGUUCACAACAUACCCUUUUCAGUAAUUAUGCUCCUCGUAGAGCUGUAGUUUCAGCAGUUGCAGCAAAUAGUGUGCAGGAGGUUCUUCCACCUGCUCUUGAUUCUACUUCAGAACCACCUGCAAUAUUUGAUGGAACCACAAGGCUAUACAUAUCUUACACUUGCCCGUAUGCACAACGCACAUGGAUUACGCGUAACUGUAAGGGAUUGCAAGACAAGAUCGAGUUGGUUCCUAUUGACCUACAAAACAGGCCAGUUUGGUAUAAGGAGAAAGUUUACCCCCCAAACAAGGUUCCUGCUUUGGAACACAACAAUGAGGUCAAGGGAGAAAGUCUUAAUUUGAUAAGAUAUAUUGAUAACAACUUUGAAGGGCCUCCACUUUUCCCAGACGAUCCUGUUAAGAAGGAGUUUGCAGAAGAACUACUAAACUACAUUGACUCUUUCCGUAAAGCUGUAAUAACAUUUUUUAAGGCGGAUGAAAUGAGUGAAGCCGCUGCUGCCUUCGAUUACAUUGAAACUUCUCUCGCUACAUAUGAUGAUGGGCCAUUUUUCCUUGGCCAGUUCAGUCUGGUGGACAUAGCUUAUGCUCCAUUUAUUGAAAGAUUCCAGCCCUUCCUGCUGGAGUUUAGGCAGUAUGAUAUUACCAAACAAAGAUCGAAACUGGCAGCAUGGAUUGAGGAACUAAACAAAAUUGAAGGAUACACACAAACCAGACGUGAUCCAAAGGAACAUGUUGAAAGCUACAAAAAGCGUUUCUCGGUUCAGAUUUGAACUUUUGGCGCUUCUUCUCGACUCUGGACAUAAUCAGAAUAAGAACCUAGAGUGGUGUUUGCAGUUUUCCUAGUGGAAUGAAUUGCAAGAGAACUCAAAAAUGUAAUUAUACUGCAAAGUAAAUAUAAUUUCCUAAUGUCUAAAUUUACUAAUCGGUUAUUCCCUCACACUCAACACUGGCGACGCUUAUUUUAGUAAUGCAACAAAAAUACUGUAAAUAUAUUCUGUCAGGCA
Molecule: messenger RNA, 1200 nt
Organism: Daucus carota subsp. sativus
Lineage: Eukaryota; Viridiplantae; Streptophyta; Magnoliopsida; Apiales; Apiaceae
Product: glutathione S-transferase L3-like
Exons: 10
Coding region: 55-966 (303 amino acids)
Biological process (GO): protein glutathionylation
Molecular function (GO): glutathione transferase activity
Source: RefSeq, a predicted model, not a curated record